UCAAUGAAAACCGUCAGUUAGAAUAGCCGGGAAAGUCGAGCUUCGAAGUAGUGACGUACCAAGCAGCGCCCAAUGGCAUGCCCGGCUUGCUAUUGAUUGCUUGGGAAAAUGGCAGAUCUGUGAAAACAUAUGGAGUGAACCAAGCCAGAAUCCGCAACAUGAAAUUCGCUUUUAUAUGUAUCGCCGCCGUCAUAUCAUGCAGUGUGUGUGCUUCUGGUGACCUGGAAAUCUAUCCCGGUUUAAAAUACAAUCUCAACAGGGAAGAACGGAGGACCCUCCUGGAAAGCUACGAGGACCCGACCUACGACCCGGACGACAAGCGAUACCCUUGGCAAAACGACCCUUUGGAGGCCUACAGAGAGAUCGACCUUCCCGAAAUAAUCCGCCAGCUCUACGGCAACGACUUCGAGAAGCCCCAUUCGAGGCACAUCAACCACCAGCCUCACUAUGAAACUCCGAGACACCACUAUGAGUUCGGGGAGGUGUACAAGCAGUUCAAAGACUCCAGCAAGCCCUACCACAAGGGUUACGGCUUAGGUAUUCCCAACACGCAGAUUCUGGAUGACGUGAGGAUGUACCCGCAAGAAGACGAUUUCAGUUUUAAGAGCGAGGACGACGGUCAGAAGGUCUAUGGUCAGCCUAGUUUGGAGGAGCAGGAGAGGAUGUUGUCGAUGGAGAAAAUUGGUUUGAGUGACGGCGGAGAAGCUUCAGGAGGUGGCAUGCACCACGAGUACAGAGAAACCAAGUUGACAAGCGAAGAGCAGUUUCCUUCCGGGCAAUAUAAGUAUGCCAGAGUUGCUGAUGAUCCUUCUGAGUUUGCCUACCCGCCGUCUGAUCCGAGGUUCUUCGGAAAACAAGAUUCUACAACCAGUUUAGACUCGAAGGAGCAAAAAACCGAAAAACUGACCGACACGAACACCUCGGAGAAUCCCUUCAAAGUGAAGCUGAGGAGCGACCAAGUCCUGAGGAGUGAGGGUAGGGGGCAAGUGGACAACUUGAGUUUUAAAAGCAACGGAGAACUGCUGUCUCGGAAUGGGGUGGACGUGGUUGCGGUGAAGCCCAGCAUGUCGGACGUCAAUUCUGCUGGCGUUUACAUUAUCGCAAUUGUAGCUGGAAUCAGCGCAGCUGCCACGGUCGGACUGAUCGCAGUCGCCAUUGGAUGGUACAACUUGCAGAAACACGUGAAGAAUGCUUCGGAUGUCGAAUAUCCGGCGUACGGCGUCACUGGGCCCAACAAGGAUAUAUCGCCGUCGGGAGACAGGCGGCUGGCCCAAUCGGCCCAAAUGUACCACUACCAGCACCAGAAGCAGCAGAUCAUAGCCAUGGAAAGGGCCCCACCAGGAGACAGACACGGCUCUGUAUCAGAUGCAGACAGCGAUGAGGAAAAUGAAGAGGGCGACUACACCGUCUAUGAAUGUCCAGGAUUAGCUCCAACCGGAGAAAUGGAAGUGAAGAACCCUCUCUUCCAAGACGAUCCCACGCCUGCGCAAACACCAGCCAUCCAACCUAACGAAGAGAACAAGUAAAGUGACCAGACAGAAAUAACAAUAUCACCCUUCAAGUUUGUGUACAUUAUCCUUUAAACCAAUUGAUUAUCCCUAACCAUGAGUAUUUUAGAGAGUGUUCAUAUAGUUUAUCGUUUAACGAGAUUUUAUUAGAGAUUAAAUAUAGACAAUUUGAAUUAUUUGUUAUAUUAAAAUGUUGAUUAACAAUUAUAUAUAUACAUACACAAUUAUCACUGUAAAAAAAUCUACCGCAUAGAUAUCUAAAUAAUUAAUAUUUAUUGAAACUUGGCUCCAUAUGUAAGUGUACACAUAUAAUCAAAAUAAAUUAUUGUAAUGCAACUGGAAACUGUGUUUCAUUUUGACAGAGGUAUAAUUUAUUUUGAUGGUGUGUACAUCCCUACUUUAUCUGAAGACUGAUGAAGAGAAUUAGCGUAAUGUGAUUUUGAGUUGAUUCUGAUGAAUUGAAAGGGACGCACUUUAAUUAUUGUUAAUACACGCACUAGUCUGUAAAUUAGUUUAAAUGGUAGAAAAUGUAGCGGAUUAGUUUUGAGAAAAGCAGGCGAAGUGGGCAAAAAUGUUUGUUCAGUUGAACCUCGAUAAUUAAAUUACAUACUUACAUACAACUUUUUUCAUUUCAGCUAAUACAACUAUUUAUGUCUUGAAAUAUCAACAACAAAUUUCUGUAAGAGUGAAAUGACGAUUAAACUCGCUCAUCUUCAACGUGACACAUAAACUUCAAAUGAGGCUCAAAUCUGCAGAUCGUUGGGCUAAAAUAUAUAAAUCUCUUUUAUAUUUAGUUCUUUUUGUUUGUUCGUCGAUGAAAACAAAUUGACUGGACGAAAACGGAUUCGGCAAAUAACGCUACAUACCAAACUGCAAAAUUCUUGAGUAAAUUCUCUCUACUUUAGAACUAUUUAGGAGAUAUCUCAAUCACUGUUCUACUUUAGGCUCAUUUCCAACGCCAUACCUCCCCGUCGCAAACUACAUCGGGUACUGUCGUUCACGAUCGCACGGGAACCACAAGCGCGCUUUAUUUAAAUUCACUUGGAGGGCUUUAUUGAACUACGAACUAUACUUUACAUAAUAUAAUUUAUUAAACACGUUAACCAAUUAAAUGAUUAAAAAAACUCAGUAUAGUGGAUUUAAGUUUAUUAAUACUGGUAUGUAUUCAUUGAAUAAAACAGGAUCCUUACAAACAUGUUUUGUCCACUUGGCCUUUAAGUAUUACAGUUUUGUUUUAUGGGUUGAUAUUCGAUACCUAGAGUUAAAUUUUGGUAUAACUCACGCCCCAGUGUUGCCUGAAGGCAUAGUUUUAAUUUUUUCUUUCUUUAUUCAGGUAUUUUUCCACCUGUGGAAAAAAUUUAACAAUUAGUGAAAUAUUCACACCAGAAAGAUCAGUCAAGGUUUAUUUUGAUUAGGCACAAAGCCCCAUUGUAUAAAAAAUCCUGAAAAAAAUGCGUUUUCAUGAUUUUAAAAAGUCCAUAUAAAAUAAACACGAUUUGAUUUCAGUUUUUCAUAAUUGUUUUCAACUUCCUUAUUUUUGCGUUUUCUGUGACCCUCAUUGCAGAUUUAUCCAGCAAAGAAAAAGAAAAAACAUAGCUUUAAAAAAUUACAAAACUUUUACCUGCAUGUCUUUGUUUCGUUGACAAUUAAUUCAUAGAAAAAUACUGUAAUUACAUGUAUUUAAUAAAAUAAGGGUGCCAUUGUCCAUUUUUAUUUUGACGACAUUCUAUUAUUAUUUUAUAGAUUCCUGUUAGUAUAUAGGUAUGAGUUCGUAAAACUCUUAGAAUAUAAUAUUUAUUUUUUUAAGCUUCAUUCUGAUCUAUACAUAAUAACAUAGGAUUUAAAUAAUUAUAAAAAAACAAUCCAUAUAUGUAUAUGAUGACAUUAUCAUAAAAAUAGAGUAAUAUAUCCCUUAAAAAACUAGCAGGAUCCUUAAAUGCACCUUAUAUUUUGAAAAUAGUUUGGUUCUCGACAACUGCUUCAAAUUAUAUUUUAUAUUUUAGUGAAACCUUUUGUUUUAUUACGGUUUUAAAGCACAAUAUCCUAUUGAAUUGGCUAAUAUAAUUUUUUCUAGAGCAUGGCUGAAAAAUAUAGGCUAACUGGAUGCUUUUGAAAUACAUUGUGCAUUUAAAGUUUCCAUCAGUAUAGUUUAAGCAAAUUAGAAUAGAAGAAAUAUGUAAUAUAAUACAAGCUGCAGCAUUAAAUAAUGUUUUGGAGAAUCAGUACUACAACAUAUAGAAAUCUAUAUAAUUAUCAAUGCACAUUAUUUUGAUGAGAAAUAAAUUAAUUUUAUUUUA
Anoplophora glabripennis (Asian longhorned beetle) is the source of this 3805-nucleotide messenger RNA. RefSeq lists its product as uncharacterized. The record is from RefSeq and is a predicted model, not a curated record. NCBI's taxonomy places the organism in Eukaryota, Metazoa, Arthropoda, Insecta, Coleoptera, Cerambycidae. Bases 78 to 1526 code for a protein of 482 amino acids. The transcript is spliced from 6 exons. Gene Ontology annotation, cellular component: membrane.